Molecule: messenger RNA, 843 nt
Organism: Peronospora belbahrii
Lineage: Eukaryota; Oomycota; Peronosporomycetes; Peronosporales; Peronosporaceae
Source: the annotation of a GenBank genome assembly
AUGUGUGAAUCCAUGCAGUUGAAUACAUGCAACCCAGUGGAAGAUGAUGCACUUAUCUUAGAGCGUCAGCGCACAGCUGCAUUGGAGCUAGAAGUAAAGGCUUUACGUGCAUCACUCGUGGCCUUGGGUGAGUCAACAGAGUUUGAAGAGGAGCGUAUGACGAACCGUCUUAUGAAACGUCUACAUGACGUAAAGAGUGAGAAGGAGAAGUUGGUGCUUGAGGUGGAGAGAGAGGAGGAGCUGUUAACUAAUAAACUGCAGAAAAAGUUGAACCAAUUGCGCAAGGAGAAGGUGGAUUUAGAAAAUAAGCUGGAAAAUGAACAGGAGUAUAUUGUUAACCGUCUCUCGAAGCAGCUCGAAGCUGCUCGUCGUGAGAAAGAACGUCUGCUACAAGAGUUACAGAAUGAGGAUAAUGGUGUGCGAAAGGCACUGGAGUCGCAAGUGGCCAAGAUCCUGCAUGAGAAGGUGCAUCUCGAGAACGAGCUAGAGCAGGAGCAGGAGUUUCUUGUGAACCGACUCCAGAAGCAGCUUUCGGGACUGCAUAGCGAACGUCGCAGGAUGGAACGUAAAUUAGCUAAGCAAAACGUAGCUCUGCUGGACCAGAUGCAGCUCAAGAUCGAUGUGCUCAGGCUCGAGUGCGGAGACAACGUUAAUGCAUUUGCAGAUGGUGUGAGCAAGAUUUUGGCAAAAGCUAAGAAGCAACAGGCCAAGAAGGCGGCCGAUGUUGUCAAAAAUACCAAGGACGACAUCAACAUUAACGCCUGGGCUGCUUCAUCCGGCUAUAAGCCGCAGCUUACGUCUGAAGGACUGGUCUACCAGCACAUUCGUCGUGGCACGAUGUGA